Xenopus tropicalis (tropical clawed frog) is the source of this 5614-nucleotide messenger RNA. RefSeq names its product protein phosphatase 1 regulatory subunit 13B (gene ppp1r13b). The transcript has 18 exons. Bases 414 to 3854 code for a protein of 1146 amino acids. Gene Ontology annotation, molecular function: p53 binding. Gene Ontology annotation, cellular component: nucleus; cytoplasm. Lineage: Eukaryota; Metazoa; Chordata; Amphibia; Anura; Pipidae. Gene Ontology annotation, biological process: apoptotic process; negative regulation of cell cycle; regulation of apoptotic process. The record is from RefSeq and is a predicted model, not a curated record.
UCUGAGCCGCGGAGGUGAGCGAGGUGCAGAGUUGGCCCGGGAGCUAUCGUUCAUUUGACUGACUGCAGUGUUUAUUAGGACUUCGGUUUUACCUGAGCUCCGCCCAUAGGUCCGCCUCUUUGGGGGGCGUAUAGCUUUCCUCCUAAAUCCCACCGCGUCCAUCUCCUAACCUGUGGCGGCGCUUCUACCUAUCUGCCUGCCGCUAGUCAGGAAGGAAGGAAGGGAGGGAGGGAGCAGCAGCAAUAGCAGCAGCAGCAGGAGGAGGAGAAGAGGCCUGGCCCGAGGAUUCGCAGCCAUUUCGCGGCCGAACACAUCCUCCUGGAGCGGAGUGCGGUUCUGUGAGGGAGGGAGCAGCCCACACACAGGGCCCCCUCACUUGUCACCCGGAUCGGGCCCCAUUCGCUGCUGCGGAGAUGAUGCCGACUAUUUUAACAGUGUUUCUUAGCAACAACGAGCAAAUACUGACAGAAGUGCCAGUUACACCUGAAACAACAUGCCGAGAUGUGGUAGAGUUCUGCAAAGAGCCAGGCGAGGGGGCAUGCCACCUGGCUGAAGUGUGGCGUGGUAAUGAGCGCCCAUUACCAUAUGAUCAUCUCAUGUUUGAGCACUUGCAGAAGUGGGGUCCUCGUAGAGAAGAGGUGAAAUUCUUCCUUCGUCAUGAGGAUUUUCCAGCUGAGACCAAUGAACAGUCUCGUCAAAGCCCAAAUCAAAGAAAUGGCCUUGCAGGAGAGAAGCGACUUGAAAAUGGGGUUGGCAAUCCACGUGUUGAGCUCACGCUUUCUGAACUCCAAGACAUGGCUACCCGCCAACAACAGCAGAUUGAGAAUCAACAACAGAUGCUGGUGGCAAAGGAGCAGCGCCUAAGGUAUUUAAAGCAACAGGAACGACGGCAGCUUCAGUCAGUAUCUGAGACCGAAAAACUUCAAAAACUCAGAGAGAGAGUGGAGCUGCAAGAGAACAAACUGAAGAAGAUCCGCUCAGUGAGAGGCCAAGUGGAUUACAGCAAAGUCAUAAAUGGAAAUCUGUCUGCAGAAAUAGAACACAUCACUGAUAUGUUCCAAGAAAAGCAGCAGGAGCUGCAGGCGGCAGUACUGAAAGUAGAGCAGUUGACUCAACAGCUGGAGGACCUGAGGAAAGGGAAGCUGAAUGGAUUCCAAGCUUAUAAUGGGCAGUUGACUGGGCCAGCUGCUAUAGAACUGAAGAAGCUUUAUCAAGAAUUACAGAUAAGAAAUCGUCUCAACCAGGAACAAAGCAGUAAACUACAGCAGCAGAAGGAACUGCUAAACAAGCGCAACACGGAAGUUGCAAUAAUGGACAAACGAAUUAACGAGCUACGUGAACGUCUCUACAAGAAAAAAGUUGAGGCACGUCAAAAAGAAAACAUUCCCUUGAAUCGCAUCAAUGGAACCCCAUCCCCUCAGUCUACUUUAUCUGCAUCUGGUCGAGUUGCAGCAGUGGGGCCCUACAUACAGGUACCCACUGCUACUAACUAUAGCAUGCCUGCUGACCCAGUGAAGCCACAGUCCCUCUCCCUUGCUGCUGGCGCAACACACACACGCUCCAAAUCUGUUCUACCUUGUUCUGCUCCUGUAACAGCAGACAGUGGGUGUGUGAGAAAAUCUCCAGGCCUCUGGAAGAUUUCAGAUUUAGACAUCAUUGUGGAUCCUGUGCAGUCAGAUUCCACUUCCCAUCUUCAGCCUUCUGACCACAAUGUCAUUCAUCAGGCACCUGCUCUGUCUGACAGCCUGCAUCCAAAUGAUGCCACCUGGCCUACGCUGAAACAAAACGCUAUAUCUGUGGCUAAACCACCCCAGCUCAGCACUCCAGACCGGAAGGAUUCAAAUUCUGAUGCACCAUUCAAAUCUGGCACUAUAUCAAGCCAGCCCAUGCCUUCCACAGCCGCUGGGCCCAACGAGAAAUUGGCUGCUGACACAGGAAAGCUUCCCACACAGAUGCCUGGGUUGAGCAAAACUUUGCCACAUAACUAUGGCAUGUACCAGAAUUCUCUUCCUCUCAGUGCAACAAAUUCAUUGGAAAGAAGGGAUGGAAGUCUGCCGAGACCUGGAUCUGGGCCUACAACUCGUCCGCGGCCUCUUCCUUUAGCUUCAACAAGCAAUGUCCAUCCUCCAGGCUCUUCACAACAAAUACAACAGAGGAUAUCUGUGCCACCCAGCCCAACAUACCAGCCCUCUUCCUCCCCCAUAUUCCCUGGAACUGAUGGAAGGCCUGAUCCUCCUCUAACUGUCGCCAUUCGGCCUUUUCUGGCAGACAAAGGAUCAAGACCACAGUCUCCUAGAAAAGGUCCACAGACAGUUAAUUCCAGUUCCAUCUACUCUAUGUACCUCCAACAAUCCGCUCCACCAAAGCACUACCAGCAAGCUGUAUAUAACACCUUAAAUAAAUCAGUUAAAGCAGUUUAUGGAAAACCCGUUGUACAGUCAGGAUCAAAUAACUCUUCCCCAUUACCUUUUAUGCAUGGAGCAUCAUCUGGAACAUCGCAUGUUCAGGUGGACGGUAUGGACAGAGAACAAGGUGUUGAGGUGGCUCCCCCUUCUGGGGAAAACAGUGGUGUGGAAAAUAUUCCGCGCCCGCUUAGCCCCACCAAACUAACACCAAUUGUUCACUCGCCUAUGAGAUAUCAAAGUGACGCAGACCUUGAAGCUCUGAGACGAAAACUAGCCAAUGCACCUAGACCAUUAAAGAAAAGGAGUUCAAUAACCGAGCCAGAGGGUCCAAGUGGACCCAAUAUACAGAAAUUGCUGUAUCAGCGCUUCAAUACUCUUGCUGGGGGAAUUGAGACUGCUCCUUUUUACCCUCAAAGUAACUCUCAAGACUUUGUAGGCAUCAUAGCAGAUGUUGAUAAUGGCAACACCAACACAAAUGGAAAUGUAGAGGAAGCUAUUUCCAUACAGCCGGCAGUUGUUUCUCCUCCUCUUCCUGAACCUCAGCUACCUGCAGAUGAUAAUGACAACAAGUUGUGUUCACCUAUUACUGAGGAACCUGUAAGCAUUGAAAGCAUCAGCCACAUCUCCGAAUCAACAGAAGACAACAACAAUAAUCCUGCCAUAGCCCCUUCCAAUGAGAAAACGCCAAGCCCAAUUCUUGAAGCUGCAUCUCCAGUCAAAGAGGAGAUUCUGCCAUCACCCAGCAUUCCAGCGCCAACACAACAGAAGGUUAAACGCACUAACCUAAAGAAACCAAAUUCAGAAAGGACCGGCCAUGGGCUCAGAGUGAGAUUUAAUCCUCUGGCUUUACUGCUCGAUGCUUCAUUAGAAGGAGAGUUUGACCUGGUACAGAGAAUAAUUUAUGAGGUUGAAGAUCCCAGCAAACCGAAUGAUGAAGGAAUAACACCCCUACACAAUGCUGUGUGUGCAGGACAUCACCAUAUUGUCAAAUUCUUGCUUGACUUUGGUGUAAAUGUGAAUGCAGCAGAUAGUGAUGGUUGGACCCCAUUGCACUGUGCUGCUUCAUGUAAUAGUGUUCACCUCUGCAAAAUGCUGGUGGAGUGUGGAGCGGCCAUCUUUGCUACCACUAUUAGUGAUGUUGAGACGGCUGCAGACAAGUGUGAGGAGAUGGAAGAGGGAUAUAUCCAGUGUUCCCAGUUCCUAUAUGGAGUUCAGGAGAAGCUUGGAGUGAUGAAUAAAGGCUUAGUAUAUGCACUGUGGGAUUACGAGGCCCAGAAUGCUGAUGAACUCUCGUUCCGAGAAGGAGAUGCCGUUUCGAUUGUGAAGCGCAAGGAUGAUGUUGAAACUGAAUGGUGGUGGGCCCGUCUCAAUGAUAAGGAAGGAUAUGCACCUAAAAAUCUACUUGGGUUGUACCCACGGAUCAAACCUAGACAGCGAACUCUGGCUUGAAGCACACAAUCGUGUUCCCUGCUCAUGCUGGAAGAUGCACAAGGACUCCUGAGCCCAUUCAUUAACACAUUUCAUAAGGAUCUGCAGCUGUAGUAUAGCUUGAAAGGUGCUUAUUUGCAAAAGACAGCAUUUCAAAAGCAAAACUAUGUAUACUCCUUCAAUAUCCCAAGCCACCGAAACUCCUGUUUUGCAUUGGUCGUGGUACAAACUAGUUGCUGACAACAAUAACAUGAAAUGGUUGUCCAACUGACUGGAAUUCAUAAUAAAAGGUUAAAUAGCACUCUAUCCUCUGGUACUACCGCCACUGUCCCACUGUAAAUAUGACAAACCGCAAGCUGCCUCACACUGUUUCUGUUUGAUGAACCCUUUCCCCGCUUGCUUAUGCCAGUAAUGUUUUAGUGCCCGUGAUUCUAGUAGGAGCUGCUCCUCAGCUAUAAUAAUUAUACCCACAUUUGGCACGUAACAUCACAGUGUUUUUCAUUUGGUUGUGCAGAUCUCAUUUUUAAUGAGUGCAAGCCUUAUUUGCCAACUGGAAAAGUUCUACAAAGGCACGUGCUUUGCCAAGAGGGGAGAAGGGGUUUGUAUGUGUGUGACUGGCAAAGUGAUGGGCAUAUGGGCUAAUGCUACUUGUGUAUCAGUUUUAUUUUGGUAUGAAAGCUGUAUGAAGUAAUGCAGGUUUGAAUUGGGAUGGAUAUGAGCUGUGAUAUCCUGAGGGACAGGAGGAUGUGCCAAUAGCACUUAUGGGCAGGUGUUAAAUGACUAGUCGCUGUGCUUAUGGUGGGAGGGAGGUAGGUUAUACUUCCCUUGGUGAAGGCUGCUAGAAAUGAAUGUGGAAAGAAAUAACAAGCAAAGGUCAAGUGUUAUCCCUUUGGGCACAGUGGUGCAACUAGUUUAAUACAGAUCAAGGGGCAGCCAAAAUGCAAACUAAGCAUGUCCCCUUGGUGUUGGGCAUUGCCCUGAAGCAGUUAUCAGGACUCUGCUUUCUAGCUCUCAGCCAGCACCUGUCUGUUUCACAAGUAAAGGACCAAUGGUAGGAGUUGUUGGCCACAAAUAAUAUAAAGAGGGUAUUGCAAGCAGCCUCAAAGAUUGUUCUUUAGGGCUUGAGGUUAUAUUCAUUGUGCUGUUGCACUUGGCUUGACAUAAAAAUUAGGGAUGCCUAGCUGCUGCUGAGCUACAACUCCCACAAUAAACACAUCCAGAACGUCUCAAGAAUGUGUUUCAGGAUGGCAGGAGUAUGUUAGAGAAGGCUUGGAAAGUGGUUUGGCACGGAGUUUCUGUGAAGAGGCUAAAGUAUGUAGAAUCCAAUAAGGAGAGAAUGGCGUGCAAGUGAUUUCCAUGUAUGUGAGUGAGACGAGAAUGUUGGGGUGCUAAGGAAAGGUUUGCACUAAGUUAUACACUGUAGUGUGAGGGGUGCAGACGUACUUCACACAGAUUCACUGUACAUGCUUUAUUACCAGAAGUAUUUUUAUUUUUUAUUUCCCUACCCUGUAAGCAUAGUUUCAUUCUCCUGCCUAUGUAAGGCCCCACACUUGCACAUACUAGGUGUAAUUUAUAACCAUUCACUUCCACUGUGCUGAAUAUGCUUUUACCAUGUUUGCAUUUACGUGUAUAUAUUGUGGUGAUGGUGGAUAAUAUAAAAUUGUUUCAAAUGAUUUGCUACUACUGAAGUUAUUUCUGAAAGGUCAUGGAAAAUAGAAUUCAGAAAAAAAAACCACUUGUAAAUUGACAAUAAAAUUCUGCUGAAGCAUGUUCAAAUGUGA